GGGAUAACGUUUAUGACACUCAGGGGAAAUCUGAAAAAUUGAUGAAUAACACCUUCUCUUUUUGUUUUCUUUUUUCUGUUGGUCUAUCUACCACUCUGUCUAUAUCCUUUUGCUUCUCUUCCGAUCUCUCCUGUCUGUGUGUAUAUUUUGAGUGUGCGUCUCUGUCUCUAUAAAUUAUCAUUGAUUUUGCAGCAAAGAAGUACGAUGUCCUUCUCGAGCAACUGUCUACGGAGAUAUACACUAUGCCCAUAUUGCUCAAUAUGGCGUCGAAGUUGGAAUACCGAGCAAAGGAUGUCAUUUGUCAGAUUGAACAAAGCUCAGCACCACCAACAAAACAAAGGCUACAGAAUGCUGCAAUCGAGCUACUUUCAAAGUGGGUGGAGAAAGGAGGGAAACGAGAUGAACUCCUCCGUGCUCUUCAAGCGAGGCAUCUUACCGAACCGGCAGAAGUAGUCUCGACUGCAAUUCAACAAGAACCUGGUCUAGCGGACUCGUUUACCUUUACGACGAUUGACAACGAGGGAGGUGACAUUCAACUCGGAGAAGGGGAUAUACAGCUGUCUCUUCCGCCCGGUGCACUUGGAGAAGAGACGUGUGAAGUUGUCACAGUCAAGGUUCCAAACCAUGCGCCAGAAGUGACCUGUGAUGAGGAUGAAGUCCAGGCAUCACCACCAGUCCUGUGCACUCCUUCUGGCUUGACCUUCGAUGAGCCAGUCAAACUCACCUUCCCUCACUGCACGAGUUUAGACAAGAUAACAGAUGAAAGUGAAGUCAUCCUUUACACCAGUCACGGAACAGCCGAUUACACUCAAGAAAAACUAUCUCGAAAAGACUUCACCAUUACAGAUGACUCAGUCGUGGUGAAUGUUCGUCACUUCUCAUUGUUCAGGAUCGGCAUGAAAAAGAUUGGAGGUGUGAAAUUGGGGUUCUUGCCGCUUCACAAAUUGGUUAUGCCGCCGUCAAGAAAACCCAUACUCCGUGUCAUCUUCUAUCACAAGUACAAAAGAAAUGAAUCGAAAAUUUAUAAGGAGUAUGAGCAGCUGAACCAAGAAUUCUGCAAAGCGGCACCCCCUACCGAAGUGUUAAUGAACACGCUGAACGAGGACCUCACGAUCGUAUGCUCGGAUGGUAGAAAAGAAAUCAACGGGAAGAUUACUCAUACAAACCUGCGGGGAAAGAAAUCAAACAGGACAGAAUUUGAGUUGGAUUUCUGCAAGGAGUACGGUUCAAAGAACAUCAGAAUAACUCUUUUUCAAGGGUCAAAUGAACUGGAGUCUUCACUUUUUGAUGUUCUGAUGCAAGAACCUGAGCCCACCAUACCCCAGCAGGUUGCUCCCGAUCCUUCCUUAACGAGAUCUUUUGAGGGCUGUGGGACAACUCAAGAGGAAAACUUGAAAUUGGUGGAACUAUCGGAAGAGAUCCCUCAUACUUCAGUAUUCAAGUUAAGCCUGAAAUUGGGAUUUUCAAACGCUAAGGCAAUGCGAUUUGUUGAUACAAAUACGAGAGGCGCAGUAGUUGGUACCAUGGGCACUCUCCAGAUGCUACAUGAGUGGCUGAAGAAAACAGAACCACAGUUGCGAAAUGAAACUCUAGAGCAGGCUCUAAUGUAUUGCGAAUUGGCAGAAGUUGCCGAAAUAGAAGUAUUCACAUAUGUACCGGUUGAUGUACAUGAAGAAGAUGAGGCCGAACAGUCUACAUCCACGCGGCUGGUACAGAAACCUGGUUUUGAAGGAUCAACGUCAUCAGGUUUGGGAAUGGUCUCAUUCAAGAACAGGCAUUACCGACUCGACCGCACUACUAAGAGUCAGAGAGACAUAAACGGUCGCUUCUCACUUACAAAUUGAAAUUACUCACAAUAUGUCGUACAAUUUACCGGUGAGGUCCGGUUUAGUACUGCACAAAAUGUUUUUAUGAUGUAUUGUAGGUUGUCAUACCAACGUUUAUACAUUGUACAUAUGUAUACAAACAGGUUCAUUUUACUAUGUUUGCACUCCAUCCUGUCUGAACACCGUUUUUUACGAAUUAUUUUCCAUACUUCUUAUAUGGUUUCUCAAUGAACACAAUGCGUAUGUAAUUCGAUGACAUUAUUCACUCCUUGUGUUGUAAUAAAAUUGCAUUAAAUACUCAUUUUGUUUAAUUACCUUUGAAAAUCGAAUGGGAUAUGACAUGGCUUUGUAUAUAGACUAAUUUAAUAAACUUCUAC
Molecule: messenger RNA, 2203 nt
Organism: Strongylocentrotus purpuratus (purple sea urchin)
Lineage: Eukaryota; Metazoa; Echinodermata; Echinoidea; Camarodonta; Strongylocentrotidae
Exons: 7
Coding region: 243-1844 (533 amino acids)
Biological process (GO): netrin-activated signaling pathway
Cellular component (GO): membrane
Molecular function (GO): netrin receptor activity
Source: RefSeq, a predicted model, not a curated record